AACGUUCGCUAUGCAAAGCUUUCAAGUGCCUGCAGCGGUACAUAUCUUGAUUUUGUUGCUGGGGAGCAUUGCGCUUGUGAGAACAGGAAGCGUUGUCAAGCCGCAAGUACGCUGGGCGCAAAGCAAUAGCACCCUGUUUCUGGAGCUUCGACCGCCCAAGGGCGGGUCCAGCUGCGGAGAACUGGUGGCGGAGAUUUUCUUCGACCGAAUUGUCGUGUCCACCCCAUGUGCUGAUGCACAGCAGCAAUGGGACUUGGAGCUUCGGGAAGACGUUUGGUCCGAAGACUCACGACUUGAGCAGCUUCCCCAAAAGCGUGGGCUGCUGCUGCUACUCCGGAAACGUUUGCAGCAUCGCUGGGAUAGGCCACUGAUGGAAGAAGCCUCCUUCGCGCUGCCCAGGGACUGGAGACGAGAAGAUACGAGCUUACCCGAAGAGGAUGAGAUUGAGCUGCCACGAGCUCAAAAUAUCAAGGGCUUCAAAAGUCGAUCUGAACUUGAACAGGGGCUUCAAAAGAUGCAGACUCUGGUGAUCGCAAUGCGAUAUCCCUGGUGCAUGGCUUGCGAAGAGAAAGACAAAGCUUUUGUCAAAGUGAGUAAACUUGCUGGUGGCAAGAAGGCUUUUGUCAAUGUGACCUAUGGCACGCUGGAUCUUCGGGAAGAAAAGGACAUGGCGCGCAAACUAUGGGGACAUAACCUCCACAACUGUAGUGCCAAGUAUAAGGGCUGUCCUUUGAUGGUGUUCAAGCCUGACGAACCACUGGAUGAACCCUACCAGCUUCAUGUACACUUGCUGUACGAGGUUGACGAAGCCGCUAUGAUGGCGGAUCCAUUGACAGGCAUGCCAGGUCAUAGUCCCAAAGGCCAGGUGGCCAAGCCUGACUACGAGCGUUUCGAGCGUGACCUGUCUCUAUUGCUACCACCCGCCGUCUCCUACCUCAACGCCACGGAGCCAAAGCUGCCAUCUCUCCCAACAGUUGUUGGCAGCAACAUUCCUAUCACAGCUUUCCGUCAAGCGGCGAGGCAGCUGAGAGGGACAACGUUCUUUUCUCUAGCGCCGCAAGUGGAAGGACCUUCCAUUAGAUUGUGGAGAUGGGAUGAGCUUGGAAAGCGGGUCAUUGACUAUGAUCAAGACGUUGAAAAUCUGAAUGCCAGCUACUUGGAACAUUUUGCGCGUGUUCACUCCCAGCCGCUGCUGCAGAACUACUCUUGGACCUUGAAGGAUCAGCUGGAUGGCAUCGGGAUGCCCAUAGGAGUGCUGUGGGUAAACCAUUCAGAUACCAAUAGCAGCAACAUCACUGCCCGUGCUUUGACCGCCUUCAGCAAUCUGUGCAACAAGCGUCGCGGGACCAAUUCAUCACGGCAUAUUCUUUGCUGCGUGAUGGAUCAGUCGAAUGCAUACCAUCAGCGUGACUAUGGAAGUCAUGAGCCCUACCCGUUUCCUUUCUUUGGCCUCACGCAAAAGUUGGGGUUCCAUGCUGGAGACCGCUACGGAUAUCCAUUCCGGGAGCCAGUGAACGCUUCAGUCUUGGGUUUCUUCAGCAAUAGCAAAAGCGCCACGCGCAACAUGGACGCCUUCGUGGGUAAGGUGUUGCGGGGCCGAGUGGCGCCCUCCCACGAAUCCAAUUUGGUACCAAACAGGACCUGGAUACGCGGAGAGGUUCAGGAAGUGGUCUGGAAAACUUACCAGAAGGAGAUCAAUGGAAGCACCGCAGACAUCCUGCUGGAGCUGUAUGACGACCAAAGAAAGAAGCACCACACCCUUUCAGCCACUAUGGAGGUUAUAGCCAAGACCUUGAAGGACUACAGAGAUCUGAAAGUGGCCCGCAUGGAAGUCAGUCAGAAUUACGUGCCACCAAUCUUUGGCAGAAAGCAGUUUUCGAAGGACACGGAGUACUAUUGGAUUCCACCCAGCCUUGCCAGUGGUGAGUGGACCCCAACAGAUCCGAUUCGCUAUGCGAAUGACGUGGACGAGGUGACGCCUGGAAAGCUCUUGCGUUUCUUGAAGAAGCACACCUUGUCCAGCUGGUCCUUGAAAGAAGCCCUGGAGUCAUCUGAUGACAUCUCGGAAGAGAUCAUGGGCUAUGCCAGACAGCAGCAGCAGGCAGAUGACCGAGCAGAAGCAGACAAGCAACAGAUGAUCAAGAAGAUGAUGACGACCCUGAAGAAGGAAAAGGGCUUAGUAGAUGUCAACGAGAUGAUGGGUCUCAGAAAAGCUGCUGAGACACUAGGGGAGACCAAGCCGGAUUCCAAACCAGUGAAGAUGGGCAAAGGAGCUGCGCGUCCACCUGAGAAAUUAAGCGCUGAAGAAAUGGAAGAGCGGAGGCAGAAACGACGUGAAGAGCUGAGGAAGGAAGAUGACAAGCAGAAAGAGAUCGCGAGGAAAGACAAAGAGAAAAGAAAGCAGAGAAAAGAGGUUGAAAGGCUACGGAAAGAGAAGAAGAAGGCAGAGGAAGAGAAGAGAAGAGCUGAAGCAGUCAAAGUUGCUGAAGAGAAGCGGAGACAGAAGGAAGCCGAGCGCUUGCGGCUUGUGGCAACACCCUUAUUCUCAUGGGGCCAAUCGAAGGAUCAGAUCCGAGUGUCCAUUGCCAUCCCUGGAAUGCAAAAGGAUUCCCUGCAGGUGAACUUGACAACUGACCGGGUCGCCGUGUCAGCAUUGGAUUGGCAGACACGGAGGUACUCUUUAAACUUUGAACUUCGUGAGUUCGUCGUGCCAGACAACUCAUCUUGGAACUUGAGGAGUUCGGAGGACUCUUCACGCUUGGAGGGUGUCCUGAUACUGCUGCAGAAAAGCAUCCUGCACCGCUGGGAUCGACUUGCCCAGAAUCAUAGCGCCGUAAAGAACUUCUUGCGAAAAGAUUGGGUGCAAGACGAUGGCGAGAUGGAAGAAGAGAAGGAGGAAGUGGAGCUUCCAUCCGGGCCAAACAUCAAAAAGGUGUCGGCCACUGGACUCCAGAGGCUGCUAGAGAAGCAUAGCUUGGUGGUAGCCGCCCCUCGCUAUCCAUGGUGCGACAAGUGCAAAGAGAAAGAUAGGGAGUUUACCAAAGCUGCAAGGUCAAGUCGCACUCAAGACCAUUUAGAUUCGGUCUCUUUUGUCGUGCUAGACGCGCGGGAAGAGAAGUACUUUGCGCGGAAGCACAAUGCUUCCUGCACCGAUGCCUGCGAGUUACUCAUGUUUAAGGAGGAUGAGCCAGAGGAGCCAUACGCAGUGCCCGGCCGCCGUUUCGCAGAAGAAAUCCAAGUUGAUUGCUACAAGCACCUUUUGCCUGUAGUGAGCAUCAUCAACAACAAGACACACUUCGAUCGGGUCCUGACUGCCUUUGAUACAGCCAUCAUGGGUUUCUUCCAGAGAAAUGCCUCAGAUUCCUGGUUUCAUCGCUUCCGCCAGGUGGCUCGUGAGCUAAGAGGACAUGCCCUCUUUGGAGCUGUGUUCAAUGGAAGCCCUGCUGAGAUGGGCAUCGACUUCAGGGUUGCCUCGGAAGUCGAAGCGGAUGGGCGACCCUUGGUGCUGCUGUUCAAGCCAAAAGAGAACCGACACGUGGAGUUUACUGGCGAGCUAACUUUGGAGAAGCUGUCGCAUUUCUCGAAGGUUCUGAGUUUGCCGCUUCUUUCACAGUACACCCCGGAAAGCCGGCAGAAGUACAUCGAGCUUCAGGUGCCUCUGGGGAUGCUAUGGCUGGACGGUGAGGAUGCAGAUCGUCCUGAGAAUCUUGCAGCCAAAGAGGUCGCUCAGCGUUUGGCCAUUCGAUUCUCAGGGCAUUUGGUCUUCGUGACCCUAAACAACACCCGGGAUGGGUUUCUACUGAGACCCUUCGGCUUGGACCCGCGACGGGUGCCAUGUUUUGGCUUAUCGUCCUCCGAAGCGCCAGAAGCGAACCGCUUUGCCUAUGAGCCAGAGGUAACUUCGACUUCGGAUUCCUUUUGGCUGCAAUCUGACGCCUUUCAGCGAUUGGAAGCCUUCUGCAGCGCAUUUCUAAAUGGAACUCUUGAGGCCUCACACGAGUCUGCCAAGCUGCCCAAGUCCUACCGUUGGCCAGGGCCAGGGCGGGUUGAAGAGGUGGUAUGGAAGACCUUCCGCUCCUCGCUUGCUGGGGAGAAUCUCCUCCUGGAGCUAUACUCACCAUAUCGGCCGCAGCAUCGAACCCACCUGGUGGUGUUGGAUUUGGUGGCAGAGGCGCUGGCAAAUGUGACCACCUUGAAGGUGGCUCGGAUGGAUACGGCCAACAACUACGUCCCCCCAGAGUUUGAGCUGAAGGACAAGGAAAAGUCCUCCAGCGUCUACUUCCGCGGCGCGCGAAGCGGGCCCUGGCGCCGCUUUGCGCCCAAGGGCGGUGCCGGCCGCGCCGAAGAGCUGCCCAAGCAGAUGCUGCGCUUCCUGCACCGUGAGAUGAAAAGUGCCGCUACUUUUGACUUGACGGAGCGGCUCAACUGGGUGAAUGCUGAGGCACUGAUCAGGAUUCGCCGCCUCAAAGCCCUGGAGAAAGAUUACGAGAAAAAGAUGCAGGACGAAUGGAUGCAAAAGGAAAUGGAGGAGUUUGAGCGCUACAAGCGCCUUGGGAAGUUUGACAAUAUCAAUUUAUGACACGGUGCCUGUCCUGCUGUCCUGGAUUGGAUGCAGGGGAACAGAUGGCAAGCGCCAAAGCAGCACCGUUGAUCCCGCGCUGACUGGGAAGGGUUUGCGACGCCGUGUGCUUUGGAGAGGUUGGGCAAAAGCAGCCAGCGCUUCCAGCCUGAGAGACUGUUAAUGCUUGAGGGCCAACUGCUUCUGCAGAAA
Molecule: messenger RNA, 4771 nt
Organism: Cladocopium goreaui
Lineage: Eukaryota; Dinophyceae; Suessiales; Symbiodiniaceae
Source: the annotation of a GenBank genome assembly